Triticum turgidum subsp. durum (durum wheat) is the source of this 501-nucleotide messenger RNA. The record is from the annotation of a GenBank genome assembly. NCBI's taxonomy places the organism in Eukaryota, Viridiplantae, Streptophyta, Magnoliopsida, Poales, Poaceae.
AUGCCGAGGACAAGGAGGUUGCGCGGCGGAUUCCGGCUGGGCCGCAAGCUGCUGACCGCGUGGCGGUGGGCGCUCUGCGGCCGGAGCCGGCGCCGGGGCGGCUACCUCCGCCUCGACACGCCGUGCCCGGUGGAGGGCAGGGAGGCCAAGAAGCUGGCGCCGGUGCUGCGGUGGGGGCGGUCGCUGGCGCGGCUCCUCAGCCUCGGCCGUACGGACCGCGGCCAGCGAACGCUCGGCGGCGGCGGCGGCGACGAGGCGGUGAAGACCCCCAAGGGGCAGGUGGCGGUGUACGUCGGCGGUGGCGGGCCCGGGGAGCCGCUGCGGUACGUGGUGCCGGUGGUGUACUUCAACCACCCCAUGUUCGGGGAGCUGCUGAGGGAGGCGGAGGAGGCGUUCGGCUUCCAGCACCCCGGCGGUAUCACCAUCCCCUGCGCCGCCGCCAAGUUCGAGCGCGCCGCCGCCGUGGCCGCCGGAGGGAAGAAGGGGUUCGCCAGGUGGUAG